Molecule: messenger RNA, 606 nt
Organism: Acanthosepion pharaonis
Lineage: Eukaryota; Metazoa; Mollusca; Cephalopoda; Sepiida; Sepiidae
Source: the annotation of a GenBank genome assembly
AUGAUAUUGGAUAAAUAUCUUCUUGUAUUCGUCAUUUGUUUUCUUUAUUUCUUCCCUUUUUUUUAUUUAUUUCCUUCGUAUUUUCCUUUGUCUCCAUUUUUCCUUCUUCAUUCUUUUUAUUUGCUCUUUAUUUUUUUAUUUUCCUUUUUCAUUCUAUUUUUCUACCCUACUGUUAUAUUUUUAUUUCAGUUUCCUCAUUUUUGUUUUUCUCUUCUCAUUCACUUUCUUCUGCUUGUCUCCCUUAUUUUUCUCGCUCUUUUUUUUUUUUUUUACAUUUUAUUUCUUCCUCUUGUAUUCAUUCUCUCUCUUUAUUUCCUUUCUUCAGUUACAACUUCUUCUUCUUCUUCUUCUUCUUCUUCUUCUUCUUCUUCUUCUUCUUCCCAUUAUUAUUAUUAUUAUUAUUAUCCCCCCCCAUCCUAUCUAUAUUUUCAUUUUCUUUUUACUGUCUCCGUCAUUUUUUUUAUUAUUUUCAUUUUCCUUGUUGUUCUGAUUUUUCUUUUCUUGUUGUUCUUUUCUUCUUCUUUUUUCCUAUUCUUCUUGCUUUUCCCUUCUUUCCUCUUUUCUUUUUUUUUACUCCCCAUUCUUAAUAUUUUUUCUUCAUUUUAA